Linum tenue is the source of this 1914-nucleotide messenger RNA. The record is from the annotation of a GenBank genome assembly. Lineage: Eukaryota; Viridiplantae; Streptophyta; Magnoliopsida; Malpighiales; Linaceae.
AUGUACCCUUUGGUGAAGCACAAGCAUACGAUCCUCAACACUUCACUUGCCUACUGUUGUCGUCUUAUCGACCAGUGUUUCUCGUUGAAAUCCUCGAAGAAUGUCACAGUUCUUCAUGCUCUGUUAGUUAAAGUUGGCUUCAAUCGUUAUACUUUUCUGGGUAAUCGUUGUCUUGAUCUCUAUUGUCGAUCCGGUUCAUCUGCGGUUGAUGUUCUGAAAGUGUUUGAUGACAUAGCUUUAAGAAAUGUGGUAUCUUGGAACAUUUGUUUGAAGGGGUUAUUGAAUUUUGGGCAUAUAGAAAUGGCGUGCAGCCUCUUUGAUGAAAUGCCUGAAAGAGACGUCGUUAGUUGGAACUCGAUGAUUGUGGGGCAUGCUUCAUGUGGCCAUGUUGAUCGGGCAUUAGAAAGGUUUAGGCGGAUGCAAAUUUCGGGUGUGCAACCCAGUGAAUACACUUACUCAAUUUUGAUGUCAGUGGUGUUUGCCACACUUGGUGGUAGAGAACUUCAUGGGAGCUUGAUUCGUCGUGGAUUUAGCACUUCAAAUGUGGUUCUUGGAAAUUCCUUGAUUGACAUGUAUGGGAAGCUUGGCCUAUUAGACUAUUCUGUAGGUGUGUUCUUAGGAAUGAAAAAUAAAGAUAUCAUAUCUUGGAACUCAUUGAUCAUAUGUUUUUGUAAAUGUGGACACGGUGAAUUAGCUCUACAUUGGUUUUGGUUGAUGAGAUCCUUGGGGCAUUCGGUUGAUGCAUUCACAUUUUCUGCAAUCAUAAAUUGCUGCUCUGAUUUACGAAAAUUAAAUAAGGGUGAGCAGAGUUUAGCACUUUGCAUGAAAUUGGGAUUUCUUUGUAAUUCCCUUGUUUCAAGUGCAUCUAUUGACUUGUUUUCCAAAUGCAACAGAUUUGGGGAUUCUGUUAAGCUUUUUCAAGAAUUAGAGCACUGGGAUUCUGCAGUCUGCAACUCUAUGAUUUCAUGUUAUGCACGGCACCAUUUUGCAGAGGCUGCUCUUCUACUAUUUGUGCUUACAUUGAGGGAGGACAUAAGGCCUACAGAAUACACAUUUUCCAGCCUGUUAAGUGUUAUUCACAGUUUUCCAGUGGAGCAGGGAACUCAAAUCCACUGCUUAGUCAUCAGAUUGGGUUUUGACUCUGAUGCUAUUGUUGCUAGCUCGCUGGUGGAUAUGUACUCUAAAUUUGGGUUUGUUAACUGUGCUGUGGAAAUAUUUAGUCGCAUGACUGCCAAAGAUUUGACAUGUUGGAAUACGCUUAUUUUGGGAUUAACUCACAACAACAUGGUAUAUGAAGCCUUGGACACUUUCAAAGAACUGCUCCAGAGUGGCCCACGUCCAGAUAGAAUCACUUUCUGUGCAGUUCUCUUAGCUUGCACUUAUGGUGGAUUUGUUGAUGUUGGACUAACUCUAUUUUCGUCGAUGAUUGAUGAUUAUGGAAUUCCACCAAGCAAUGAACAUUUUGCUUGCUUAGUCAAUUUGUUGUUUAAAGCUGGUAGGUUCGACGAGGCAGUGGAACUCAUAAAAGAGAUUCCUUAUGAACCAGAUUGUUUAGUUUGGGAGUCAUUACUUGAUGCCUGUGCAAUUGGAGACCUGAAUCUCAUAGAGGGAAUGGUGGAGAGGUUGAUGGAAGUUAUGCCUGACCCUUCUAUGGCCUAUCAGCUGUUAACUAGAAUAUAUGAAAUGCAGGGAAAAUGGGAAUCGUUGGUCCGGCUCAAAAAUACGAUGAGAAGUUUGGUGAAGCCGGUGGUGGGAUUUAGCUGGAUUGGUAUGAAAAACCAGAUUUAUGUUUUUGAUGCUAAGCAGUUAGGACAACCUGGCGGUAAAGAUGUUUAUUGUACUAUGAGGUUACUGACUUGGGAGAUGGAGGAUGAAGCUGUCACGUCAAGGAGCACUAUGAUUGAUUCUAUAUGA